Rangifer tarandus platyrhynchus (Svalbard reindeer) is the source of this 2139-nucleotide messenger RNA. NCBI's taxonomy places the organism in Eukaryota, Metazoa, Chordata, Mammalia, Artiodactyla, Cervidae. The record is from the annotation of a GenBank genome assembly.
AUGCUGCCGACAGCUUCCAGCAAAAGAAGAACAUUUGCAGCCAGAUAUUUCGCCCGCUCCAAAAGCCUGGUGAUGGGGGAGCAGAGCCGGAGCCCUGGGCAGCUGCCCUGCCCCCGCAGGCUGGGCCCCGUGCUGAAGGCAGGCUGGUUGAAGAAGCAGAGAAGCAUCAUGAAGAACUGGCAGCAACGCUGGUUCGUGCUGCGCGGGGAUCAGCUCUUCUACUACAAGGACAAAGAUGAAACCAAGCCCCAGGGCUUUAUUUCUCUACAAGGGACCCAGGUGACUGAACUUCUUCCUGGCCCUGAGGACCCAGGAAAGCACCUUUUUGAGAUCAGCCCAGGUGGUGCCGGGGAGCGGGAGAAGGUGCCGGCCAACCCCGAGGCGCUCCUGCUCAUGGCCAGCUCCCAGCGGGACAUGGAAGACUGGGUGCAGGCCAUCCGCCGGGUCAUCUGGGCCCCGUUUGGCCGAGGGAUCUUUGGGCAGCGGCUGGAGGACACAGUCCACCAUGAGCAGAAGUACGGCCCCCGCCUGGCGCCGCUGCUGGUGGAGCAGUGUGUGGACUUCAUCCGGGAGCGUGGGCUCACCGAGGAGGGCCUCUUCCGCAUGCCCGGCCAGGCCAACCUGGUGAGGGACCUGCAGGAUUCCUUUGACUGUGGGGAGAAGCCACUGUUUGACAGCACAACCGACGUGCACACGGUGGCCUCCCUGCUGAAGCUGUACCUGCGGGAGCUCCCUGAGCCUGUGGUCCCCUUCGCCAGGUACGAGGACUUCCUUAACUGCGCCCAGCUGCUCACCAAGGACGAGGGGGAGGGGACUCUGGAGUUGGCUAAGCAAGUGAGCAGCCUUCCCCUGGUCAAUUACAACCUGCUCAGAUAUAUCUGCAAGUUUCUGGAUGAAGUUCAGUCCCACUCAGAUGUCAACAAGAUGAGCGUCCAGAACCUGGCAACUGUUUUUGGGCCUAAUAUACUUCGGCCACAGGUAGAAGACCCGGUGACCAUUAUGGAAGGCACUUCUCUGGUCCAGCACCUGAUGACCAUCCUGAUCCGCAAACACAGCCAGCUCUUCACUUCGAGGACCAUGGAGGGGCCAGCCUCCCUACGCGGGGGCCCGCCGUGCACCGUGGGAUGGGGCUCCGAGGAGGUCACCAGGGACGACCAGGCAGAGCCCGGCAGUCCCAGUGCCCCCUGCCUGCCCUCACACAGGACCUCUUCUCUGGAUGGGGCUGCUGUGGCGGCGCUCUCUAGAACCUCUCCCACGGGCCUGGGGAGCCGAGGCAGCCCUGCUGCCACCAGCCUUGGGAAGAAGGUGCAGACUCUGCCCAACUGGAGGUCUUCCUUCCGGCAGUCAGGGUCCCGGUCGGGGAGUCCGAAGGUGGGCACCUCAUCCCUGGAGGUCCCCAUCAUCUCCUCUGGAGGGAACUGGCUCAUGAAUGGGCUGUCCUCCCUGCGAGGCCACCGCCGGGCCUCAUCAGGAGACCGGCUCAAGGACUCGGGCUCCGAGCAGAGACUCUCCACCUACGACAAUGUGCCCCCGCAGGGCUCCUUUCCCAGCACACCCAGUGUGGCCAGCCUGCCAUGGUCUGGGGUCUCCUCCUGUGAGGCCUCGGCCAGGGGCUCGGUCAGCAGCUGCACAGCGUGCCGGGCCAGCAACUCCUCUGCCUGCAGCUCCCUGCACGUCGAGGGGGCCCUCGAGCCCUCCCCUGUCCUCAGCAGCAGCGAAGAGCGCAGAUCCGUGGAUCUGGACCAUGGCCUGGAUGGAGUGGGCGCCUGCAUCAGCAGCAGCGAGCCCAGUGACCCGGGCAGCCCCGCCCAGGACCACGACCGCCGAACCGAGGUUCUCCAGGGCCUGGUCACAGAGCUCAGAGCAGAGCUGUGCCGGCAGAGGACUGAGUAUGAGACGAGCGUGAAAAGACUCGAAGAAGGUAGUGCCGACCUGAGGAAACGAAUGUCACGGCUAGAAGAAGAACUAGACCAAGAAAAGAAAAAGUACACAAUGCUGGAAAUAAAGCUGAGGAACUCGGAGCGGGCACGGGAGGAUGCAGAAAAGAGGAACCAGCUGCUGCAGAGAGAAAUGGAGGAGUUUUUUUCAACCCUGGGAAGCUUGACUGUUGGGGCAAAAGGUGCCAGAGCGCUGAAGUAA